Molecule: messenger RNA, 2481 nt
Organism: Labrus mixtus (cuckoo wrasse)
Lineage: Eukaryota; Metazoa; Chordata; Actinopteri; Labriformes; Labridae
Gene: samm50l
Product: sorting and assembly machinery component 50 homolog, like
Exons: 15
Coding region: 146-1558 (470 amino acids)
Biological process (GO): protein insertion into mitochondrial outer membrane; mitochondrial respiratory chain complex assembly
Cellular component (GO): outer membrane; SAM complex
Source: RefSeq, a predicted model, not a curated record
AGCACAAGACCUCACCAACUGUCAUGGCGUCUCCCUUGAAGGGGGAUUGGUACUGGAGAAACUAGCCGCUGUCAUCUAUCAGUUUUCUGCCGCAAACAGAGCAUUCCAUCCGGAUUGAAGCGGCUUUGAGGAGCGGGUAGUUGCCAUGGGGACUGUUCAUGCUAAGAGUCUGGAUCCUCUCCCGAUGCAUGGCCGGGAUUUGGGAGUUAACCCGGAUGACUUGAUGGAGACUCCGGACCUGGAGCAGGAGAGCAAGCAGGAGAUCCUAGAAAACAAAGAUGUGGUCGUCCAACACGUCAACAUCCAGGGUCUUGGGAGAACUAAAGAGGACCUGCUGGGCUACGAGAUCUCGGAUGUUUUUCAUGCCAAAAACCUGAUCGAUGUGAUGAAGAAAGCUCACGUGGCCAGACAGAAGCUGCUCCGCCUCGGGAUCUUCAAGGAUGUGGAGGUUCUUAUUGACACGUCUGAAGGUAAGGACGCUCUGCCGAACGGUCUUGAUGUGACUUUCGAGGUGACGGAGGUCAAGAGGCUGACAGGAAGCUACAACACCAUGGUCGGCAACAAUGAAGGAAGCAUGGUUCUGGGAUUGAAGUUGCCCAACAUGUUGGGUCGAGCUGAGAAACUCACCUUCCAGUUCUCCUACGGGACCAAGGAGACGUCGUACGGCCUGUCCUUCUUCAAGCCCCAGCCCGGACACUUUGAACGCAACCUCACUCUCAACAUGUACAAAGUCACCGGUCAGUUCCCCUGGAGCUCCUUAAAAGAGACGGACAGAGGCAUGUCUGCAGAGCUAAACUUUCCUCUGGGGCCGACCAACCACACGUUGAAGUGGGAGGGCGUGUGGCGGGAGCUGGGCUGCCUCGCUCGCAGCGCUUCCUUCGCCGUUCGAGAGGAGAGCGGACACUCGCUGAAAUCCGCCCUCUCGCACACCGUGUCAGUCGAUUCGAGGAAUUCGGCUAUUUUCCCCAACAGAGGUGCCUUACUGCGGAUCAACCAGGAACUCGCCGGGUACACAGGAGGAGACGCCAGCUUCUUGAAGGAGGACUUUGAGCUGCAGCUCAACAGACGACUCUUCUGGGACUCGGUUUUGUCUGCCUCUCUGUGGGGCGGGAUGCUCUGUCCAAUCGGAGGACAGCCGUCCUGCAUCGCUGACAGGUUUUACCUCGGAGGUCCCACCAGUGUUCGAGGGUUUGGGAUGUACAGCAUCGGGCCACAGAGUGAAGGGGACUACCUGGGUGGAGAGGCCUACUGGGCUGGAGGUCUUCACCUCUACACCCCGCUGCCCUUCAGACCAGGAAAGGGGGGCUUCGGAGACCUUUUCAGAACACACUUCUUCCUCAACGCAGGAAACCUCUGCAACCUCAACUAUGGUGACGGUCCCCGGGCUCACCUUCAGAAGCUGGCUGAGUGUAUCCGCUGGUCGUACGGAGCGGGCAUCGUGCUGCGGCUCGGAAACAUCGCCAGACUGGAGCUCAACUACUGCGUGCCCAUGGGAGUUCAGAGUGGAGACAGGAUAUGUGACGGCGUCCAGUUCGGAGCAGGAAUCCGCUUCCUGUGACCUCAUCACUCCAGCAGAGGCCAUGAUGCGAGAAAAGGGAGAUCGUCUUUUUGUUUAUCACCUGUAACUUGUUUUUCGAGUGUGUCACACUAGCAUGGGUCCUACAGUAUGUCCUGGUUAAAGGUGCCUGACUCCUCCUCCUCCUCCUCCUUCGACACGCACCACUUUAGAACAACACAGUGCCAGAGCUGCUUCCUUAAAACUAGAGAAACUUUUUACACUACAAACUGAACGGCCUUUCAACUGAGUAACAGAUUGAGCUCGAUAGCAGCAAACACAAGAAAUGACGACAUCUAAGGCAAAAUACAAUCACGGUGAACCUUCAAGCAGCAUAUCAGAGCCUUUUCUCUUUGGACAGACUUCAGAAUUAUGCUUUCUUUUUUAGUUGAAGCCUCUUUCUUUGAGUGUUUUCUGCAGCACAUGGCGCCUCGUCUUUGAGGGAGUCACCUACGAGUGAUUUCGCCCCCUUAGUAAAUUAUUUUCCUGAAUGUUUGAGAUUUUGGGGAUUGUUUUCCGUUUGCCUUUUUUAGGAUUGCGUCUCAUCCAGGAGCACCUCUUAUUUGUGUUGACAGUAAACUGGACUCCACACGGUCUUCUGUCCCGACGUUGUCCCGUGUGUGUGUGUGAGUGUUACAGCAACAGUCGGAUAAUAAACCGAGAGAAACCAGCACUUUUUAGUCAAACUAGCCCGCUUGGAAGAGAGUCGGAAUCCAAAACUGGAGGUCGUUUUUGUCCAUUAUUUUAAUGUCUGAUGUGGAAAACGGCAGGUUAAUCUCUCAGGCAUGCAGCGGUGUUAGGUAGGAAGCUCAUCCCGCGCCCCACCACCUCCUCCUGAGCAACAUCCACCACCAGUGCUCUUACCGUUAGUCUUCUUUUUGAUGUUGUCAAAUUCAUUCACAAAUAAAUCACAGCUGCUCCCCUUG